Haliaeetus leucocephalus (bald eagle) is the source of this 1473-nucleotide messenger RNA. RefSeq names its product protein disulfide isomerase family A, member 2 (gene PDIA2). Gene Ontology annotation, cellular component: endoplasmic reticulum. The transcript has 12 exons. Gene Ontology annotation, molecular function: protein disulfide isomerase activity. NCBI's taxonomy places the organism in Eukaryota, Metazoa, Chordata, Aves, Accipitriformes, Accipitridae. The record is from RefSeq and is a predicted model, not a curated record. The annotation marks the transcript as partial. Gene Ontology annotation, biological process: response to endoplasmic reticulum stress; protein folding.
GAGGAGGAGAAGGAAGAAGAAGUGCUCUCAGAUGAGCUCAAGGAGGAGGACGGCGUCCUGGUGCUCCAUGAGCACAACUUUGCCCGUGCCCUGAGCGAGCACCGGCUGCUGCUGGUGGAGUUCUACGCGCCGUGGUGUGGGCACUGCCAGCGGAACGAGUCUAGCCUGGCACGGCUGGGCAAGGUGGAUGCCACGGCACAGGCAGCCCUGGCCAAUGAGUUUGGCAUCACCUCCUACCCCACGCUCAAGCUCUUCCGUGAUGGCAACCGCACCCACCCCCUCGCCUACACCGGCCAAAUGGAUGCCAAGGGCAUCGUGCGCUGGAUGCGGCGUCGGGCCGGCCCCAGUGCCACGCUGCUGCAGGACGCCGAUGCUGCCGCCGCCUUCAUCAGCUCCCAGGACUUGGUGGUCGUCGGCUUCUUCAAGGACCUGGGGGGCGAGGCAGCCCAGGCAUUUUACGAGGUGGCUGGCGAGAUGGUGGACGUGCCAUUCGGUGUGGCCGAGGCGGCUGAGCUCUUCCAGGCAUACGGGCUGUCAGCUGACACCGUCUGCCUCUUCAAGAAGUUCGAUGAGGGACGGACAGACUUCCCCGUGGACCCGGUGCGGGGGCUGGACACAGCUGAGCUCACCCAGCUGCUUCGUGUCCACAGCCUGGAGCUGGUGAUGGAAUUCUCCAAUGAGACCUCCGACCAGAUCUUCAGUGCCAAGAUCCCCCACCACAUGCUGCUCUUCCUCAACAAGUCGUCAUCAGCGCAGCUGACGCUGCGGGAUGGCUUUCGGGUGGCCGCUGGCACCUUCCGAGGCAAGGUGCUCUUCGUGGUGGUGGAUGUGACCGGGUAUGGCGCUGACGUCCUGCCCUUCUUUGGCCUGACACCUGCCGAUGCCCCCACCCUGCGCUUAGUCAAGAUGGAGAACAACCGCAAAUACCGGAUGGACCAGGACACCUUCUCGGACACAGCCAUACGCACCUUUGUCCAAGCUGUGCUGGAUGGCAAGGUGAAGCCCCACCUGAUGAGCGCGGAGCCUCCCGAAGACUGGGACACACGGCCCGUUAAAGUUCUGGUGGGGAAGACCUUCGAGCAGGUGGCGUUUGAUGAGACCAAGAACGUUUUUGUCAAGUUCUAUGCACCGUGGUGCUCCCACUGCCAGGCGAUGGCAGCUGCCUGGGAGGAGCUGGGUGAGCGCUACAAGGACCACGAGGACAUCGUCAUCGCUGAGUUGGACGCCAUGGCCAACGAGCUGGAGAACAUCACCAUCAAAGGCUUCCCCACCCUGCACUACUUCCCCGCGGGGCCGGGCAGAAAGAUGGUCGAGUACAAAAGCGCCCGAGACGUGGAGACCUUCUCCAAGUUCCUGGAAAAUGGGGGAACGCUGCCCGAGGAGCCGCCUGUGGUGCCCAAGACCCCCGAGAACAGCACGGGCAGGGAGGAACCCAGUCUGCUUGGGACGGCCGAAUCCCGGGAUGAGCUGUGA